Messenger RNA from Tetrahymena thermophila SB210, 1266 nucleotides. Its product is annotated as transmembrane protein, putative. The transcript has a single exon. The record is from RefSeq and is a predicted model, not a curated record. Lineage: Eukaryota; Ciliophora; Oligohymenophorea; Hymenostomatida; Tetrahymenidae.
AUGUAUUAAUUAUAAAAUAAGCUUAUUAUGCUCAUUUUACUUCUAUUUGUUUCAGCAGCAAUCGGUGAAUAAAUACUUUUGUUGUAAACUACUGAUAACGAUUUUAAACUAAGUGUAUAAAUUGGAACUCCUCCACUAGAUUAAUACUUAAUUGUUAAAAUUGGAGAUGAUGAGUAUAGUUUCUUAGGCCAAUAUAUUUUUGAUAGCUCUAUUCAAGUUUAUGAUAUCUCAUUUUACUAAAGCUACUUAAAAGGUCUAUAACUUUACAACAUGAAAAAAAGUUCUUCUGCUGAUAUUAAUCCUUAAAUAAUAAAAUAAACUUCUUCAAAUACAUAUUCGUAGGCAUAUGUCUAAGGUAAUAUUGUUACUGAUGUACUCUAGGUUGGCAAUACUAAAUUCAAGUAUACAUUCCUAAGUGUCAGUAAAGAAUAAUAUUUAUUUAACACAUAAUUAAAUGGAGUAAUUAGAUUAAACAGAUUUCAAGGCAAUAUAUUUGACUAAAUGUAUUCAUAGAAUGUAAUUAAAACAAGAGAUUAUUUAAUUUCACUGGAAUUAUCAUUUAUCAAUGAAGAUGAUUAUGAAUAACUUAAGAAGUUGAGUCUUAGAUAUGAUUUAGAUUAAUGGUCUGAUAAUUAUAAAUAUCCAUCUAAUUUAAUGAUAUAAGGUGAUGUUUUUGCUAUCAAAGCAUAUGGAGUUUAUUUGAACGGUGAAGAUGUAACAGAUUUAUUGAAGAUUCGUACAAUAAAUUUUGAUGUUUUAUAUGAAUAAAUUAUGAUCCCCUCUGAUCUAUAUGCCAUAAUAACUAGAGAUAGUGCAGUAAAUAAUAUUAUAAACUAAGGGAGCAUUUAUUUUUGCUAGGAUUGCAAGUGUUCAGAAAUAGAUAAAUUACCAAAAAUAAAAGUGGUAACAUAAGAGUAUGUCUUUGAAAUAACUCCAGAAUUGUAUACUUAUUAUAGUUAUGAUUAUAGAAGUUUUGAAAAAUAUUCUUGCAAAGUAAAGUUAGGAAGUUCUUCAUAAUUUUAAUUUACACAGUAACUUUUAUCAGUUUUGAAAGUUUCUAUUAUGUAUUAGAAAGAAAUAAGUAGUUUAAAGUUUAUUGGUGCUCAAACAACUUCUCACAUGAGCAUAAAUACAAUAAUAAUUGUAUUGUCUUUGUUUAAUGGAUCAAGUCUAGUUAUUAUAGUUUUAUUUACCAUUUAAUUCUUAAAAAAAUACAGUUCAAUAAAAUUAGAGUUUUAUUAUUAACGAAAACAUAAAAUCAUGUGA